AUGAAGGUGACGGUUGCUGCUGCUGUGGCAGUCCUCUCCGGGCUUGCCGGGGCCCAGAUGCCUGUUCCGAACCCCGGCCCGGCUCCAUGGCGCCCGCCCACGCAUGACUUCCCCGCUCCCCCGGCUCCCUGGAGCCCGCCCAAGCACGACUUCCCCGCUCCUCCGGUCGACACACCCCCGGUUGUCGUCCUUCCUCCGAAGCCGGUCACGACCACCAAGACCGACAUCAUCGUCAACCCCAUCACCAAGACCAGGACUGAGGUCAUCACGAGGGGCCACUUUACCAUCACCCGCAAGGUGACAGAGCCCUGCACCACUUCCACCACCCGCCGCCGGACCACCACCCCGUGCACCACGUCUAAGCCGAAGACGACUCCUUGCACUACGUCGAAGAAGCCCACUACGACGCCCUGCACCACAUCGAAGAAGCCUACUACGACGCCCUGCACCACAUCGAAGAAGCCUACUACGACGCCCUGCACCACAUCGAAGAAGCCUACUACGACGCCCUGCACCACAUCGAAGAAGCCUACUACGACGCCCUGCACCACAUCGAAGAAGCCCACGACGACGCCCUGCACCACUUCCAAGAAGCCCACGACAACGCCCUGCACCACGUUAAAGCCUAAGACUACUCCGUGCACUACCCUCAAGCGCUCCACAACGCCCUGCACCACGUCGAGGCCCAAGACUACUCCAUGCACCACUUCCAAGCCAAAGACAACUCCUUGCACUACGUCCAAGCCUAAGACUACCACUCCUUGCACUACGUCUAAGCCCAAGACUACCACUCCAUGCACUACUUCCAAGCUGAAGACGACUCCCUGCACCACGUCUAAGCACAAGACCACUACUCCUUACACUACAUCUAAGCCCAAGACUACCCCGUGUACCACUUCCAAGCAUAAGACGACGACUCCCUGCACCACCUCCAAGCACAAGACUACGUCGAUGAAGCCCAAGACCAACCCUUGCCCCUCUUCGUCCGAGAAGGUUAUCCACUACACGAAGAUCACCUCGACCAUCCCCGCGAACGGCACCAAGCCCUGCACCACGGUGACCUACUACAGCAACAUCUCACCACCGCCCGUCACCACGUCCGCCAAGAAGCACCACUCCACCACUCCGGUCGUCGUCCUGCCGCCCCCGGUUGUCAUCGUCUCUUCGCAGCAGGGCACUCCCGCUCCCCCGGCGCCGACCACCAGCCCCAGCAAGCAGAAGUACACCAACACUACGGCCCCGGUCAGCCCGCCUACCGCCCCGGCUCAACCUCCCGCGCAACCCCCGGCUCAACCUCCCUCGCAGCCGCCCGCUCAGCCUCCCGCUCAACCCCCGGCUCAACCUCCCUCGCAGCCGCCCGCUCAACCUCCUUCUCAGCCUCCCGCUCAACCUCCUUCUCAGCCUCCCGCUCAACCUCCUUCUCAGCCUCCCGCUCAGCCGCCUGCCCAACCGCCUGCCCAGCCUCCCUCGCAGUCGCAGCCUCCCACGCAGCCUUCUCAUCCGCCCGCGCAGCCUCCUGCUCAACCCCCGGCUCAGCCGCCUGCUCAACCUCCUGCUCAACCUCCUGCUCAGCCUCCUGCUCAACCUCCUGCUCAACCUCCCGCCCAGCCCCCGGCCCAGCCCCCGGCCCAGCCCAGCAAGGUCGCCACCGCAGGCAGCUCCAGCCUCCAGGCUCCUUUCACCCUGGCUGCCAUUAUCGCCAUGGCCUUCGCCUUCUUCUAA
Colletotrichum aenigma is the source of this 1722-nucleotide messenger RNA. RefSeq lists its product as uncharacterized. The record is from RefSeq and is a predicted model, not a curated record. NCBI's taxonomy places the organism in Eukaryota, Fungi, Ascomycota, Sordariomycetes, Glomerellales, Glomerellaceae. Bases 1 to 1722 code for a protein of 573 amino acids. The transcript has a single exon.